AUGAUCCAAGAAUGCUACAAGGACGUGACAACGAGAGUUAGGAGCAAAGUGGGUAUGAUGGCACACUUCGAAUGUAUGGAACAAUUGGCCGUAGUCAGACCAGCCUUAACUUACGGCCUAGAAGCAGCACUACUGAAGAAGUUGGACGUAACUGAGAUCAAGAUGUUGAGAUGGAUGGUUGGAGUCACAAGGAGAGAUAGAAUAAGAAACGACUCCAUCAGAGGUACAAUGGAAGUAGUGGAAAUUUCUAAGACGAUUCAGGAGGCAAGACUAAGGUGGUUUGGCCAUUUAAGGAGAAGAGCUGGAGAAUAUCACGCGGGAAGAGAAGACAUGGAAAUGGAAGGGAUGUCAGAAGUACAUAGGGGUAUAAACACAUGUACUAAGCGGUCAGGUCACGUCGAUAAUUAG
Messenger RNA from Penaeus monodon (black tiger shrimp), 408 nucleotides. RefSeq lists its product as uncharacterized. The record is from RefSeq and is a predicted model, not a curated record. Bases 1 to 408 code for a protein of 135 amino acids. The transcript is spliced from 3 exons. Lineage: Eukaryota; Metazoa; Arthropoda; Malacostraca; Decapoda; Penaeidae.